GGAGGAGGAGGAGGAGGAGGAGGAGGAGGAGGAGCUGCCACGGACGCGUGGCCGCCCCGACCUCCUGCGUGCUCGGAGCGGCCCACCGUGCGUGCUGUCUGAUGCGUUUGGUUCGGCCCAGCGCGAGCGCGUUGGCUUUCGCUUGCUUCACCUGUCAGUCUGGCGCGCCAUUGCGAGCCAGCGGCGUGGCGGUGGAGCCACUCGCACGGCAGGCGCUCGACGCGCGUGCUGUGCGCACUGUAAGAGCAAUUGCAUAGUUAUGCAGAUCGCUGCAUCUCAGGGUCGGAGGGGGACCCCGUGCUUCGACGGGGGGAGCCCUCCAAAAAGCCCGCGAACGGAGAAGGGGCGUCCACGAGGGGGACGCAAGACUCGGGCUCGAAGCACCCAGGCUGGCAUGUGGAGGCCGCGGAGAGCAUGACGAAACCAAAUCUGAAAUUCCACGCGGGCUCCCGUUGCAGACAUCUCGGACUGGGAAACCCAAGACCUCCAGGGAUUUGUCGAAAACAGUCGACAAAUCCGAGGACUUACGUCCCGCCACAAGCUCCAGCGAGCUCGAGCCGUGCGCUUUCCCGCAGCAGAAGGGCGGGCGGGCCGCGCCCGCGGCGGCGCGGCGGCCGCCCGCGGGGAGGGGGGGUCGCGCCCGGCGCGCGGCGACGCAGGGGCCUGGCAGAGGGGCUGGUCGCCGCGCGGUGGGGCCCUCUCGUUGAGCAGGGACCGACUGUCCCAGCAUUCCUAUAAGCCUACCACGCAAUGUUUUUAGAACAUUCUUUGGUGGGCCUGAAGGCGAGCCGGGACGCUUCGCCACUGCCUGAUCCUCGCGCGCGAGGGGUGCGCUGCUGGCCGCCCCCCGCGAAAGGCGCUGCCGGCCCCUGGAGGGGGGCCGCUCCUCGGGCUGGCAGCGCUGCUGCUGUCGAGCCUCGCGCUUUUGAGGGAGGGUGGGAGAGUGACGGGGAGGAGGAGGAGGAGGAGGAGGA
Messenger RNA from Prorocentrum cordatum, 974 nucleotides. The record is from the annotation of a GenBank genome assembly. NCBI's taxonomy places the organism in Eukaryota, Dinophyceae, Prorocentrales, Prorocentraceae.